Molecule: messenger RNA, 693 nt
Organism: Mercurialis annua (annual mercury)
Lineage: Eukaryota; Viridiplantae; Streptophyta; Magnoliopsida; Malpighiales; Euphorbiaceae
Product: monocopper oxidase-like protein SKS1
Exons: 3
Coding region: 263-610 (115 amino acids)
Cellular component (GO): plasma membrane
Molecular function (GO): oxidoreductase activity; copper ion binding
Source: RefSeq, a predicted model, not a curated record
ACUUGUAGCAUUAGGGUGUCGCCUAAUAUUAUUAUAUACCACCUUUCAUUAUUACCACAAAUAACAUAAAACGACCACCCCACUAACUCACUUCCACACUCUCUCUCUCCCUCUACUUCAACCACAACCCGCCGCUCAUUUUCUUCUCCGUCUCAUCCACUUACACUCCGUUUAUCAUUUCCCGACUAUGUAAAAUCCCAACGGCAAACAAACCAACACUUGGAAUAUCUUCUCACAUAAACAUAAGCAAAACACUCUUUCAAUGGCUUGGUUUGGUGUCGUUCGAUUCGGUUUGGUUCACAUUGCUCUGUUUUCAAGCCUUUGUUUUGCAGCAGACCCAACUAUCAACUAUGACAUGAAACUCUCUUACAUUUCCGCCUCUCCUCUUGGUGUUCCACAGCAGGUAAUAGCAGUAAAUGGGCAGUUCCCUGGUCCUAUUAUUAAUUCUACUACAAACAACAAUGUUGUUGUUAAUGUCCAUAACAAUUUGGAUGAGAAUCUCCUAAUGACUUGGUCUGGCAUCCAAAUGCGACGGAAUUCAUGGCUGUUUAUGAGAGAGAAAGAGGAAAAGACUAAUGGGGAAGAAACUGACAAUCAUAACACGUGUUAAUUUCCUUUUUUAAUAAUAUGCCACAUGUAAGGCUGAAAUUAAGUAUGUAUGUUAUGUAAAAAAUUACCGCUUUCAGCUCUUUA